This is a messenger RNA of Cricetulus griseus (Chinese hamster), 636 nucleotides long. NCBI's taxonomy places the organism in Eukaryota, Metazoa, Chordata, Mammalia, Rodentia, Cricetidae. The record is from RefSeq and is a predicted model, not a curated record.
AUGUCACAGCAGGCCACAGGGGUACCGGUCAUGCCAAGAGCAGGGCAUGGCCAGACUAAGGCCAAAGCACUUCUAGGCACUGACAGGAAGAGGAUCCGCCUCAGCAGGACAAGGCAGGACCUAUGGGACGACACUAGCUGGAGUAAUCACAGAUCGAGCAGAGCCACCUCUGCCCCUCGAGGGACCAGAGCUAAGGGAACAGCUCAUGGCAGGAGCGAAGCCAGCCCUGAGAAUGCAGCUCGGGAGCGAACCCGGGUGAGGACGCUGCGCCAGGCCUUUUUGGCCCUGCAGGCUGCUCUGCCCGCUGUACCACCUGAUACUAAGCUUUCCAAGUUGGAUGUGCUGGUGCUGGCCACGAGCUACAUAGCCCACCUCACCCGGACCCUCGGCCAUGAGCUGCCUGGUCCUGCCUGGCCGCCCUUCCUGCGUGGUCUCCGGUACUUACACCCGCUCAAGAAGUGGCCCAUGCGAUCUCGUCUUUACGCAGGAGGCUUGGGAUGCUCCAGCCUUGAUUCCACUCCAGCCACUGCUGCCAGUCAGAGAACCAGGGAUGAAGAGGUGGGGGCCCAGGUCUCUGUGGCCACAGAUAUUCUCCUUCUCUCUGAUCCAGUAUCUCCAUCUCCUGGUAACAAAUGA